Messenger RNA from Ilex paraguariensis (yerba mate), 246 nucleotides. NCBI's taxonomy places the organism in Eukaryota, Viridiplantae, Streptophyta, Magnoliopsida, Aquifoliales, Aquifoliaceae. The record is from the annotation of a GenBank genome assembly.
AUGAAUGUGACAUGCUUGUCUCAUUCCAAAAUUAUAAGCUCUGAGGCAAGUGAAAGUGCACUCAUACAACAUCUUUCAAGGCAUAGAGGGCCUGUUCGAGGCCUGGAAUUUAAUUCUCUUUCGCCUAACCAUCUUGUGUCUGGGGCUGAUGAAGGUGAAAUCUGUAUAUGGGAUAUCUCAAAACCUGCAGAACCUACCCAUUUUCCUCCUCUCAAGUUGGAAGGAGCACAGUAUGAGAAGUUUUGA